This is a messenger RNA of Plenodomus lingam JN3, 561 nucleotides long. NCBI's taxonomy places the organism in Eukaryota, Fungi, Ascomycota, Dothideomycetes, Pleosporales, Leptosphaeriaceae. The record is from RefSeq and is a predicted model, not a curated record.
AUGGCAAAUGAAGCCCAGAUCAAGAGUGUGGUACGAGUCAACAUCCAGAGUGACUGGAAUAUGAGUGUCGUCGUCUGCAUGGUUGCGUGCAUGAGCGGCCAAGACGUUGUCGCUGGCAGUUGUUGGCCAGCAUGUUCCGUCCGACUUGCACGAUUCACGUCGACGACGGUGGGUCAUGACGGCCGGGAAACCAUGUACAAGCACAUCUUUGCGUCUUCUCCUUGGCGCUUUCACCAAUCCCCACCCCCGACCAAGUUGUUCGGGUCUUCCAGAUCGGUCUCAUGCCAGGAAUCCCUACGCCGUCAUGCAUGCAGGACCAUUCCAUUCCAGGGCCUUGCCGUGCAGCGUGGGGUUCUUCCAUUGUGUGGGAUCCAUCCAAACAGGUAUCCCGCUGGUCUUACCCCUCGCCAGCACAUCAGCCUGCUAAGUCCUACUGCGCCUCGUCUGCUUCUUGCCGCGCCUUCAGCAGGUGCUGGACAAGCUUCCACUAUGCAACGAGCACGACCUUAUCCGUUCAAUGUGAUCACAGCUAGUCUGCGUGUGACUAUGACGAUUCCAUAG